Xiphophorus hellerii (green swordtail) is the source of this 3221-nucleotide messenger RNA. RefSeq names its product chitinase 3. The record is from RefSeq and is a predicted model, not a curated record. The transcript is spliced from 2 exons. NCBI's taxonomy places the organism in Eukaryota, Metazoa, Chordata, Actinopteri, Cyprinodontiformes, Poeciliidae. The coding region runs from base 439 to 1446 and encodes 335 amino acids.
AUUUUAAUGGGGAAUUCUUACAUUAGUUUUGACAGAAAGUAACUGGAAUAGUCUUUGACAGGAAACUAAAGAGAAGUUCAAUUCUUUUCAGAAUUUAGCUUCUUAAUUUGAAGUUUUGUCUUAGAUCAAAAGACACAACUUUUGUCUUACAUCAACUUUACAUUUAUCUAGGGUUUAGCAAAAUAGUUGGAGAGCACACAUGGUUGUCAGUUUGAAAUGUCUCAUUUCCUGUCAGUGAGGAAAGCGUUGGUUUCAACAUCUCAAAAAGGUGGGGUUAUUUUCUGCUCUUAGUUCCUGCUUUUUUCAGUCAACAUUAUAUGUUAAGCCUAACAGGUUAAUAUUCGAACUAUUAAUACAUCUUGACAACAAACCCGGGUUAUCCUUGUAGAGUCACAGUGUGAAGCACCAGGGGUUUGUAACAGAAGUUCCGAGGCCAAAAUGACCAGCUUUACCUUCAUUCUUUUUCUGCCAAUGGCAGCAAUCAGCACAGUAAAAUCUGAGCUGCAAAUCAACACCACAGACGUGACAACAGGCAACAUGACCCAAAACACCCAGUUGGCAACACGACAGCCAUCAACUUUGGAACAGCUGUCAGAGAUCCCGUCCGUCAACACUACAACAACUACCAGUGUUGAUAGGACUGCACCAGAGGACCCAAGAAUCUCUACUCCUUCACUGCACACAACUCAGAUGACGCUUCCAGGAAUACUUUCAGUAAAUACUGAGAGAGCAUCAACUCUCACCAGUUCAUCAAAUACACCAACUGUUAAGUCUAACGUUUGGAAAUCCAUAACAACGAUUCUGACUAGUCAGACAAGCCAGCGAAUCAACAAUUCAAAAGCACCCCCGAUGCUAAGCAGCAUUACACAAAACCGCGGCACACAGAGAAUAUCAACCUCACAGACCAAGUUAAAUGAAGUGACUUCCUCAUUUAUACCUUCAUCCACAUUGAUGGCCAUUCAUACGAAAACCACAUCUAUCAAGCCUGAAGAAAGAAAAUCUAAAAGUACCAAGCGAGUUCCAGGUGUUGACACAACCCAACCCUCCACCUCAGAGACGUCAAUCAUUGACAAGGCAGAGAAAAAAGGUUCACAAGACAGCAAAGUUGUGGCAGCAAUAAUAGGUUCAAUGCUGUCACUGAUGAUUGUGGGAUUUCUGCUCAUAUACAUCCGCAAACAUAGACUUCAGAAGGAGCAGACGACUACUAGCUGGGCAGGUCCUUCGCCACUACUGGAUGGGGAAGCUAACAAUGGCAAUGUGGUAUUGGGAUCAUCCAACCGAAUUUCCCUGAUCAGUUUUCUGCCUCAAAGACUUUCAAAGACAUUCUCUUUACUUCCAGAAACAAAUGAGAUGACAGAUAUCACGUCAAGCGCCACAUUAGAAGAAAAACACCAAGGAAGCACCUUUGGUCAAACUAUCGAUGGAAAUGAUGCACAGGAAAAAUAGUUUGCAGCUGCUGUUCUAGAAGAGAACACUGGAAGUGAAACUGAAGAGACAGCUGUAAUGUCUGCCACAGAGAUCUCUUUAGUGAACCAACAGUUGUCCUCAGACACAGUCGUUCUGGUAUUUAGAGUUUUCAGCUUUCACGGAAAAACAAAAGGUGGCCAUACAUGGUCAUAAGGCCUCUUAUUAAUCUGAAAGCUGUAUGCAGUUAGUGUCCUGUCUGAGACUGGAUUUUGGGGCACUGUGAACAUUUGUAUCAUGUUUCUUAAUCAACAUUAAUACAGCUAUUACCUGGAUCAUUGUGAUCACAUCAGCACACAGAAACUAAACCUACAAAAUCAAAAAAUAUGGCUAUCAGAAAUUAUCUGAAUCUUUUUUUCUUGGGGAAUUUAUUUGGAUAGUACAAAAUGCAACUCCGUAUGUUUAGAUCUAUCUUGCACUUUAAUGAAAAGCAGAAGGAAGUGUUGUAAGAGGAACACACAGCAAGAUACAAUGUUGCCGACAUGCCACAUGCUUGAUUUGCUCUCCACACAGUAAUACAGAAUGCACUGUGAACAAAAGAUCUUCAGAACACCAUCAUGAGACUAUAUGCUAGGAAAUAUAAACUCAAUAAGCAGGAUAUCACAAACGAGUUUAGAUUUUAGGACCUAGAAAACUAAAUAUGGAGUUUUUGAAUCAGGCAUUUCUUCUUUAACCACUUCAAGGAUGUUUUAUGAUAAAGUGCAACACAAAUGCUUCUUUGUCAGAGCUCUGUUUAGAGUCAGCUGUGUUAUGAAAUGUUGAAAUGGUUGUUCAAUAUGAUGGAUAGGUGGAUGCUUUAUUUGUCAAUGUGGGAAAAUGAAUGUCCAUCCAUCCAUUAAAUCUAUUAUAUUACACGCUUAAAAAAUUAGUUCAGGCAUGUGUUAGUCCACUUGCUUUGAUCUAUUCAAUUCUAUGAUAAAGAGAAAGAUUGAUACUUUAUAAGGUGGGUUAUCUAGAGCACACAAACUUAUUUUUUAAAAAGUGAAACCUGAUCAAAUUUAUGGAUUGUAUUCAAUUCAAAAAUGGUCAAAUUAUGUACGGAGCAAAACAACGGUUGCCAGAAAAUAAUAACAAAAAACCUCUCCCAAAGAAGAGGUUUAGGGGAGAAGAAAAUUUUAGAAAACAAGAUUAAAUUUUGUUUAAUUUAAUUUUGUUUAAGGAAACAAAGCAUGGACAAAAAUUAGAAUAAUUUGCAACAGUUCUUUACGCUGUGUAAAUUUCAAUACAUUUUUAAAAACGACUAGUGCAAAUACAUAUGAAUGAAAGCGUUUUAAGUGCAAAAUGGGCUUCCAUUGGCAUGUUGUUGGGUGAUUUUAAAUGAGUGCAUGUGUUAUGUAUGUAUAUCGCAUUAUAAAGAACAGAAAAUAGUUUUUGGUUGUUUUGAAGUUGUACUGCCAUCUCACAGGAGUAUGUUGAUUAUGCAGAUGCUGUAGACUAGAGUCUAAUGAAGUAUUUGUGUAAAUAAUUUCUUUGAAAGUGUAAAGUGAAUAUUUGUGACAUGGAGAUCAAAUUGCAUGAAAAAAUAUUUAUAGCUUGGGAAGUAUUUGGAUCCUUUAUUCAAGACUGAAAUGGACAAGAAACUGGAUGAGUUAGUUGGAGCUAAGAUUUAAUAAACGUUGGUGUUUUCCUAUGCCUUUUCAAACCAAGUGUUAAAGUUUAGUUUCUGUAUUUGGUUACUAUUCCUAUUUUUUUGUCAUUAUUUCUCUAAGUUGACAUUUGUUUUUAAUGUUGGAAAUAAAAUGACAUUAUCAUCGUCA